UCACUGUGAACAUUUCGGCUGUCUGUGUGCUUUCUCCUUUACUUGUCUGGACCACUUUUGAGGAAGGAAAUCGUGCACCUAUUAACAGACGAGUGAAGUAGUAAUUCACAAGACUAGAGCAACUUAGGUUCAUCAGGAUAGUCAUGUCGGCUGGUCCGAAUAAUUUGCUAGCUGCGUCUCUCGUUGAGAAGGACAAGAAUGGUGAUACUCUUUGGACGUGGACUUACCCGAGCGUUGACGAGGGGCUGCGAGAGCUGUUACUGCGAAAAACCUGUCUGGCUGAGAAGGACAGCAAUGAAAUAGUCCCUUUCUCGUUUGGGCACUUUGGCCGAAUGUGGUAUUACGUUCUGACGGUAGCGGCUGGUGAUAGUGAACCAUUAGCACAGGUGACCCAUUUUACGGUGAUUGUCCAUGCUAAGGACUUCAAUCCAGAAAAGUAUCAACAUUUGGCUUCUAUCUUGGCGGAGACGUAUCGCACAACCGGUAACGCCGCUCGGCUGCUAGAGAACUACCUUAGCGUGGUCACGCGUGGUGUGUGUUCUGGCGUUGGCGAUAUCGAGGACUUUGCCGUCAAAUCGUAUGACGUGCGGAAGGCAUACAUUGCGUCAUCCAUCAAAGAUGUCAUACAGCAGCUGGGCAUUGAGGCAAUCUUGGUGUAUACUGCCCUGCUGCUGAAGAAGCGCGUGGCUGUCUACCACCCAGACAUACAACAACUGCUGAAUAUUGUCAGAGCACUACCCACUCUGGUGUGGCAUCGCCAGAACUGGUCGAUUGUCUAUCCCCAUGUACAUCUGGUUGAAGAUGAGCUGGAGGAUCUCGCCUCGACGUCAUCCUACGUCGCCGGCUUCACCGACAGCAGUGUGGAGAGCCAUGCCAAUCUGUACGACGUGUUCGUCAACGUGGCCGGUGGUGCAAUCACAGUAGCUCCACAUGCCAAAGAGGCGUUUGGGAUGGGUAAGAUCCACAAGGACAUUGCAACAAGAAUGGUCCAGUGCUCCGAGGAUGAAGACAUGACCGAUCAAGCCAUGAUCAAGGAGAUUGCCCUGAAGACCAAGGACCUGAUCAAUAACUUGAAAAGCCUGGCGGUGGAAGAUGAGGAGACGGGAGAGCCGGUCGUCACACCCGAUGCCCUGCGAGGCCGCAAGCUCACACCAGCAAUGGAGAACUUCCUGUAUCACCUGGCUUCUGCGGAGGGCCUGGUCAAAUUCUGACUGCCCGCAAGAGGUGCACAUCCACAGAGCUAAAUCAGCUAAUAUCAAGGGUAAAAUACAGAAGAAGGAAGAGACUUGCGCAACAAUUACAUAUCUUUCUACUUUAUGCCGUGCGAGCGAAAUGCUACCACUGUACAUACCAACACAUCAAUAGUAUCUCUUAGGACUGAACUUUUACAUCCUCUAUAUUUCGAAUUGCACCCUCCGGUCAUCCUCUUUAUUUCAAAUUGAUCACAUGUUUACGACUUCAACAUACAAGAAUUGGAAUAUACUAUAGACAAUAUUUUUGAACACCUAUGAAAUAGAUUAAAAAAAACCAGGGUACAAGAAGCCCGCUGCAACCAGACAUGGUAAGAGAAAAGAAAGUUACAGACUAGAUUUGCAUUGAAAUACUUCUACUUCGAAUUAAUUGUUCACUAGAAGACAUGAUUUCCCACUCGCGUUCAUCGCCACCAAAUAUUAUACUGUACUACUCUGGAAACUAUCUUGUUGGAUUAUAAGUCUUGUAGUCCUUUA
Molecule: messenger RNA, 1727 nt
Organism: Sycon ciliatum
Lineage: Eukaryota; Metazoa; Porifera; Calcarea; Leucosolenida; Sycettidae
Product: DENN domain-containing protein 10-like
Exons: 9
Coding region: 144-1211 (355 amino acids)
Biological process (GO): protein transport; regulation of early endosome to late endosome transport
Cellular component (GO): late endosome
Molecular function (GO): small GTPase binding; guanyl-nucleotide exchange factor activity
Source: RefSeq, a predicted model, not a curated record